AUAUCGAAAUUGUAAAUAAAUGGUUACAAAGACUGUAUAUGUAAAUAAGUGUAGAGAAAGUGAAUACACAUAAGAGUCGAAUAGUUUCUGAGUAUAUCUCCUAUGAAACUGGAGAAUAAUACAGAGUACCAAUUGAUAACUAAGUAUAGGAAAUGGCUAACAUACAACUUCGUGAAUUAGAAGAAUAUCUACAGCAGUUGGAUGGGUUUGAUAAACCAAAAAUAUUACUUGAACAGUACUGUACUAGUGCACAUAUUGCAUCACGUAUGUUGUAUAGUGCCCAGUCCCAAUUUAAUGAUAUAGAACAACGUACAGUAGCUGAUUUAGGCUGUGGAUGCGGUAUCUUGUCACUUGGGGCACAAAUGCUUGGAGCAAAUCAUGUAAUAGGCUUUGAAAUAGACUCUGAUGCACUUGAAAUUCAAACCAGAAAUUGCAAUGAAAUAGAACUAUUCGUGGAAGCUGUACAAUGCGAUGUACUUCAGUAUCUACCAGGUAAAUUCGAAAAAUAUUUUGAUACGGUGAUAAUGAAUCCACCUUUUGGAACAAAACAUAAUGCAGGUAUAGAUACGAAAUUUCUAGAGAUCGCAAUCAAACUUGCAUCAAAUACCGUGUAUUCAUUGCAUAAAACAAGUACGCGUAAUUACAUUCUCCAAAAAGCUGCACGAUUCGGAGCCAAAGGGAAGGUUAUCGCAGAAUUGAGAUACGAUCUACCAAAAGCAUACAAAUUUCAUAAAAAAGCCUGUGUAGACGUUCAGGUGGAUUUUAUACGAUUUGAAUUAAAUCACUGA
Messenger RNA from Hylaeus anthracinus, 788 nucleotides. It is a transcript of the gene Mettl5, whose product is annotated as rRNA N6-adenosine-methyltransferase Mettl5. Gene Ontology annotation, molecular function: nucleic acid binding; rRNA (adenine-N6-)-methyltransferase activity. The transcript has 2 exons. NCBI's taxonomy places the organism in Eukaryota, Metazoa, Arthropoda, Insecta, Hymenoptera, Colletidae. The record is from RefSeq and is a predicted model, not a curated record. The coding region runs from base 153 to 788 and encodes 211 amino acids. Gene Ontology annotation, biological process: rRNA methylation.